CUCAAUGAAAAAUUAAUUAAUUAAUUUAAACUCAUUCACUAAGUUUACGUAAUCAGGUUGAGAUGAUAAUUUAUGGACGACCUAAAAUGACCGUAAACAUGUUCACCUAUUAACUAAGACUAAAUGUGUGUUAUAACCCAGUGUAAGAAAUUAGGAAUUAAAUUUAGGGUUUUUAUCACGAACCGACAUAAACUAAAAGAUCAAAACGCUAUUUAACCAAAUAGAGAACUCUUGAAUCGAUCAGCUCCACUGAACCAACCCAAUAUCGAGGCAGCACCUACGGACCACCCAAUCGAUGUUGGCCCACCAACAAUUAAAGAAAUCAGCAUGGCCAUCAGACAAAUCAAUAGUGGCAAAGCAGCAGGAUCAGACAACAUUCCAGCAGAGGCACUGAAAGCAGACGUAGCGGUAACUGCAAGGAUACUCCACAUUCUCUUCAAUAAGAUUUGGGAUGAGGAACAAGUACCAAAAGACUGGAAAGAAGGACUUCUAAUCAAAAUACCGAAGAAAGGCGAUCUCAGCAAGUGUGAUAACUACAGGAGCAUCACUCUUCUCUCAAUACCGGGAAAAGUCUUCAACAGGGUAUUGUUAAACAGGAUGAAGGGCAACGUAGACGCCAAACUUCGAGACCAACAGGCAGGAUUCCGUAAGGAUAGAUCGUGUACAGACCAAAUCGCAACUCUACGUAUCAUUUUAGAACAAUCAAUGGAAUGGAAUUCAUCACUCUACAUCAACUUCAUUGACUACGAAAAGGCUUUUGAUAGUGUGGACAGAACAACACUAUGGAAGCUUCUUCGACACUACAGCGUGCCUCAGAAGAUAGUCAAUGUCAUACAGAAUUCAUAUGAUGGAUUAAACUGUAAAAUCGUGCAUGGAGGACAGUUGACAAAGUCGUUCGAAGUGAAGACCGGUGUCAGGCAAGGCUGCUUACUCUCACCCUUUCUCUUUCUCCUGGUGACCGACUGGAUCAUGAAGACAUCGACAUCUGAAGGGAAGCACGGGAUACAGUGGACAUCUAGGAUGCAGCUGGACGACCUAGACUUUGCAGAUGAUCUGGCCCUUCUAUCCCAAACGCAACAACAAAUGCAGGAGAUGACCAGUGUAGUAGCAGCCUCAGCAGCAGUAGGUCUCAAUAUACACAAAGGGAAAAGCAAGAUUCUCAGAUACAACACAGCAUGCACCAAUCCAGUCACACUUGACGGAGAAGAUUUGGAAGAUGUUAAAACUUUUACAUAUUUAGACAGCAUCAUUGAUGGACACGGUGGAUCUGAUGCAGAUGUGAAGGCGCGGAUCGGCAAAGCAAGUGCAGCAUAUCUACAACUGAAGGAUAUCUGGAACUCAAAACAACUGUCAACCAACACCAAGGUCAGAAUUUUCAAUACAAAUGUCAAGACAGUUGUACUGUAUGGUUUGGAAACUUGGAGAAUUACGAAAGCCAUCAUCCAGAAGAUGCAAAUGUUUAUUAAGAGCUGCCUACGCAAAAUACUUCGGAUCCGUUGGAUAAACACCAUCAGCAACAACCUACUAUGAGAGAGAACAAACCAGAUCCCUACGGAGGAAGAAGCACUGGAAGUGGAUAGGACACUCAUUAAGGAAAGCACCGAACUGCCACACAAGACAAGCCUUCACAUGGAAUGCUCAAGGCCAAAGGAGGAGAGGAAGACCAAAGAACACAUUACGCCGGAAAACGGAGAUAGACAUGAGAAAAAUGAACAAGAAUUGGAUGGAACUAGAGAAGAAUGUACAGGACAGAGUGUGUUGGAGAAUGCUGGUCAGCGGCCUAUGCUCCAUUGGGAGUAACAGGCGUAAGUAAGUAAUUUAGCCAAAUAGACGAAUACAUUUUGUGCCAACAUCCAAGACCUAUUAUCUUAUAUCUUGUUGGUUUGCUCAUAAAUUAUAGUCUCGCCGUAAUCAGCAUUGAAUCAUAUUUUUUAAUUGUAUGUUACUUACUACCUGAUUGUCAAAGUCAAUGUAGACUAAGCGAGGUUAAAUGAUGAGAUUUCAUAAUUGAAACGCAACGGCUUUUUUCUUUUUCUUUCAAC
Messenger RNA from Schistosoma curassoni, 2042 nucleotides. NCBI's taxonomy places the organism in Eukaryota, Metazoa, Platyhelminthes, Trematoda, Strigeidida, Schistosomatidae. The record is from the annotation of a GenBank genome assembly.